AUGAUCAGAUCAUACAGGACUACCUCGUUUGUAGCAAAUACAACGCUUGCAGGAAUUCCUCCACUCGCAUUAGAGGCAAGAAGGCAGGAAGAAGUAUAUUUGAGAAUCUCAGAAAUGAGGAAAAAUAUACCAUUAGGAACCAUAGUCCUAAAAGACAGGAUAGAUGCCGUAAAGGACGCUUCUAGGAAGAAGAUGGUCAGAAAUUGGAAAGAAUGGCUCACAGGAGUUAAUAUACAAGGAGAUAUGGAAUAUAUUAGAGCUAUUGAAGGCCAAUUACAGGAAUGGAUGGAUGCCAGGAUGGGGCUUUCCUUCCGGGCGACGCAGGUGCUGACGGGGCAUGGUUGCUUUGGCAGGUACCUGUGUCGCAUCGGGAGGGAAGCAACACAGAAAUGUUGGCAUUGCGACGCGGAAAAUGAUUCCGCGAAGCACACACUCAGAUAUUGUCCGGCGUGGGAUCGGGAACGCGGAACUCUCACUGAGAAGAUAGGAGUUAAUCUUACGGGAGAAGCGAUCAUCAGAGAGCUAAGGGGAAAAGAAGGUAGAAGAGCUUUCAUCAACUUUUGUGAAGAAGUUAUGAAAAAGAAAGAAGCAGCCGGGAGGGCAAGGGAAAGAGCUAUCUUAGGGACUACGUAA
Trachymyrmex cornetzi is the source of this 633-nucleotide messenger RNA. RefSeq lists its product as uncharacterized. The transcript has a single exon. NCBI's taxonomy places the organism in Eukaryota, Metazoa, Arthropoda, Insecta, Hymenoptera, Formicidae. Bases 1 to 633 code for a protein of 210 amino acids. The record is from RefSeq and is a predicted model, not a curated record.